AUGGGCGAAGGGACGGGCGGGGAUGAGAUCCUCCACCAUGAAGCCACCAAGACGGACAUCCUUACCCACACCAUGCACGUCGAGGAUGAUCCCACCGUGCCCGCCAUCACCUUUCGCUCCAUCUUCCUUGGAUGCGGCCUGUCCAUCUUCGGUGGUGUGCUGUCGGGAAUCUACUACUUCAAGCCGCAGACAAUCGUCCUGACACCCGUCUUCCUUGCGGUCAUGAGUUUCCUUCUCGGAGAGGCCAUGUCUCUCGGAAUACCUCGCAAGGGCGCCGUCGGGCGGUUCCUCAACCCAUUCCCCUUCAAUAAGAAGGAGCACCUGAUGAUUAUCAUCAUGGCCAAUGCAGCGAGUAUCUCUGCCCUGGGUAUCGAGGUCAUUGCCGCAACGAGGCUCUACUAUGGCCAUCGGCUCAGCGACGGCGUCUCCAUCUUUCUGCUACUGUCUGGUCAAUUUUUGGGAUACGGUAUCGCCGGACUGAUGCGCAAAACACUGGUCUAUCCCAAGAACAUGCUCUGGCCCUCCACCAUCCCCGUCAUCUCUAUGUUGGAAACGCUGCAUCGUCGACUACCCGAGACUCGAAAGCCUCUAAAGGUGUUCCUCAUCGUCUUCGCGUGCAUCUUCUGCUGGGAGAUCAUUCCGGAGUGGAUCUGUCCCAUCCUCACCGGCGUCAGCGUGUUUUGUCUCGCCAACCAGCACAGCACCACCUUCACCUACAUCUUUGGCGGCGCUACUGGCGACGAGGGGCUCGGUCUGUUCUCGCUCUGCUUGGAUUGGCAAUACAUCUCCGGAGGCUACUCUCCCCUCUUCUAUCCCAUGGACAGCUUGAUCAGCCAAGGCAUUGGCGUCUGCCUUUGCAUGAUCGUCUUCUGCGCCGUCUUCUUCACCAAUACCUGGGAUGCAUUGAAAUAUCCUUUCCUUGGACAAGUCAUCCUCUCCAACACGUCCAGUGCCGGCAAUCCCGUGCAGUGGCAGCAGGAGAAGGCUAUCGGGCCGAACAAUCGGAUCAACAUGACUGCCGUCGACGAGCUUGGACUGCCAAACUUUUCCUCCUCCAACGUGCUCAAUCUCAUGAUGCAAAACAUGUGCACUUCUGCAGCCGUGGUGCACAUGGUGCUUUGGUACCGACGUGAGCUGAUGGCCACCGUCUCCUAUCUCGAUCCCCGCGGGCUGCGGAACUUCCGCCAAUUCCCCGAGAAGGUACGUCGCAUGUUCCAACGGAGCGACGUUCCCGAGGAGAACAAAGACUACUAUGAUCCGCACUACGCCUUGAUGAGAGCCUACAAACCUGCUCCGACCUGGUGGUUCGGCCUGGUGCUGAUUGCCUCCGUCGUCGUUGCCCUGGUCAUCCUCUACACAUCCGACGCCACCCUGCCUUGGUGGGGAUUCCUCGUCGCCGCCAUCCUCGGGUGGGUGCUGAUCGCCAUCCUGGGAAGCCUGCAGGCCAUCACCGGUGUGGCCUACGUGGUCCAAUCGAUGGUGCAAAUGAUUGGCGGGUACCUGCAGCCCGGAGACCCCGUCGCAAACAUGUAUUUCUCGCUCUACGGGUACAACGCCCUUCUCCAAGGCGUCUUGUUGUCGCAGGACUUGAAAAUGUCGCAGUACGGCCAUCUGGCGCCGCGCAUCACCUUUUUCGCGCAGAUGCUCGGCACCUUCAUCGGCGCCUGCUUCAACUACGUCAUGGCCAACUCCAUCAUCACCAACCAGUUUGCCACGCUGCGAACCGUCCAAGGCACCAACAUCUGGUCGGGCCAACAAGCGCAGCAGUUCAACGGGCAAGCCGUCGCCUUCGGCGGGCUGCCGCAUCAACUCUUCAGCGUGGGCAGCAAGUACGAAUGGGUCACCCUGGCGACGCUGCCUGGCUUCUUGGUCCCCUUCGUCCCCUGGCUGGCGCACAAGAGGUGGCCGAAUGCGGGUUUCGACAACAUCAUCACGCCCCUGAUUCUCUACUACAUUGUCUACCUGAACGUCGGCAUCAACUCUUCGAUCAUGUCGUACUUCAUCAUCGGCUUCGCCUCGCAGUACUGGCUGCGCAAGUACCGCCCGAACGUCUUUGUGCGGUACAACUACCUCGUCUCCGCGGCGCUCGAUGGUGGGACUUCGGUCAUCGUGUUCAUCUUGUCGUUUGCCGUCGCCGGCGCCGGCGGCCCGGCCGUUCCAUUCCCUAUUUAUUGGGGCAACAAUGCGAAUGGCAAUUUGGACCGUUGCGCAUAUGCCAAUGGAUAA
Molecule: messenger RNA, 2226 nt
Organism: Neohortaea acidophila
Lineage: Eukaryota; Fungi; Ascomycota; Dothideomycetes; Mycosphaerellales; Teratosphaeriaceae
Product: peptide transporter MTD1
Exons: 4
Coding region: 1-2226 (741 amino acids)
Biological process (GO): transmembrane transport
Molecular function (GO): oligopeptide transmembrane transporter activity
Source: RefSeq, a predicted model, not a curated record